Messenger RNA from Cucumis sativus (cucumber), 1430 nucleotides. Its product is annotated as protein Iojap, chloroplastic. Gene Ontology annotation, molecular function: ribosomal large subunit binding. Lineage: Eukaryota; Viridiplantae; Streptophyta; Magnoliopsida; Cucurbitales; Cucurbitaceae. The record is from RefSeq and is a predicted model, not a curated record. Gene Ontology annotation, biological process: negative regulation of ribosome biogenesis; negative regulation of translation. The transcript is spliced from 5 exons. Bases 134 to 868 code for a protein of 244 amino acids.
GUAUACUUUAUGGGUUAAUAAUAUGGAGUUUAAUUUCAUGAAUGAAAUGAUGAAGAUGCGACAAUUGGAUUUGACAAAUAAACAUUGCUUCAUCGUUUAAAAACAUCUUCCCUCACCGCAAAAGGACACAACCAUGGCGUUAUCCACUACCUUAUCUCUUCACGGCGCCGGUGCCGGAACCUUGUUUGGCGCUGAGCUCCGGCAAUUGGGUCACGAUUAUUUCGGAGUUUUCAAAAGACCCAGAAAACAAAUUUUCUGCUCAUGCUGGAAUGGGUCUCCAUUUCCUUACCGAAACUGCCUUUGGAGGGUACCCUCUGUCAAUAACUUCCAUUUGAAGUCAAUGGAGUCCUCGCCAUUGUUCGCCGUCGGAGGAGAAGCUGAAGAUGGCUUUUUAUCGAAUAUGAAUGAUGAAACCGAUGACAUGUAUGAUGAAUUGUUCAAGAAAUAUGGGAAUGUGGUAUUCAAGAGCAAUGACCAAAAGCCUCCCAGUGCAGAAAUUGACGAUGACUCGGAAAGCCUUUCAUUUGCUGUAUCAAUGGCGAAGGUUGCAAGUGAUGUAAAGGCUGCAGAUAUCCGGGUUCUAUUUGUGAAACCUCUAGUUUAUUGGACAAGAUUUUUCAUCAUUGCAACAGCAUUUUCUCGCCCUCAGAUCGAUGCUAUUGGAUCCCGAAUAAGAGAUCUUGCCGAGAAGAAGUAUGGAAGAAGUCCUUCUGGUGAUGUGAAGCCAAAUUCCUGGACUUUGUUGGAUUUUGGAGAUGUGGUUAUCCAUAUUUUUCUACCCCAGCAGAGGGCAUUCUAUAACUUGGAAGAGUUCUAUGGCAAUGCAACUCCCGUGGAGCUACCGUUCGAAAACCAACGGCCGUUUUGAAGUAAAAACCGCAGCGGAUUUCCCGCCGAGCAGCUGAUGGUGAAGGAAAAAUGCAGUUUGUUGGCAGCUGGUGAGGCAGAUUGCUUAUGUUUGUUGUGUCCUCUCAUGAAAACAGCUACCAUGUGAAGUGUUGCAGAAGCAGCUGCAUGAGUUGGGAGUUCCAACUUCUGACUGCUUGAGGUUGAAGACAGAAUCACUUGGCAGAUGGUGGUAUUAUUGAGAGCCCUAUCCCAAACUUUCUUCUGUCUCCUAACUCUCCCUUUCUCUUUCUCUUUCUCUUUCUCUCUCUUAUGAAUCACUGGUUUGAUUUGAGAUAGUUUUUAAGUAAAGUUAGUUGUUAUGAAUCUAGUUGGUUAGAAGGGGCCCUAUUACUUACACCAAUGAAUUAAGAUUCCAUUACUAAUUGGAGAAAACUUGUAGGAGAAUUAAAAUGAAUUUGGUUUGGUCAAGUAUUGUAUUCGAAUUUCUUGUAUAUUAAGGAUAUCAGAGAAUCUCCAUCUCAUACUAUUGUAUUCAAUAUUCAUAUUGUUCUCAUGGUUGAAGUGAGAAUUGAUUUUUAAUU